This is a messenger RNA of Anneissia japonica, 540 nucleotides long. RefSeq lists its product as uncharacterized. The transcript has a single exon. The coding region runs from base 1 to 540 and encodes 179 amino acids. The record is from RefSeq and is a predicted model, not a curated record. NCBI's taxonomy places the organism in Eukaryota, Metazoa, Echinodermata, Crinoidea, Comatulida, Comatulidae.
AUGCAGGCACAUGUGAAACAGGAGCCUGGCUGUCUCGUACCCAAACACCCAUCAGACACACGAUGGUCUGCUCGAGCUGAUGCUACCGAAGCUUUGUUUCGUGGCUAUACCCACUUCCAAAGUGCUCUCGAAGAGAUCUCAGCAGAUAGCAGUCAGAAUGGGGACACCAGAAAUGAUGCGAACUCUUUGGCGGAAAAGAUGGAUACCAUAGAAGUUGCCAUUAUGUGUGAACUGUGGAAUGAUAUUUUGAAACGCUUUGACUGUUGCAGCAAAAUGUUGCAAAAUGCCACCAUAGAAUUAACCCCGGCUAUCGGUCUAUUGAAGAGUUUGAUUGAGUUCCUUGAUGAGCGCAGAGAAACAUUCGAUUUAUAUGAGCAGCGAGCAGCUGAGCGUGUCGGGAACAGCACUUACAGAUCAGAUAUUCGGAGGGUACUGAAGCGUAAAAAGCGUGUCGAUGAUGGAAAUACUACCGAUGCCACAGAUAUGAUGACAGGCAAACAAAAAUUCAAAGUUAAUACAUUCUAUGUUAUUAUCUAUUAA